Messenger RNA from Trichobilharzia regenti, 405 nucleotides. The record is from the annotation of a GenBank genome assembly. NCBI's taxonomy places the organism in Eukaryota, Metazoa, Platyhelminthes, Trematoda, Strigeidida, Schistosomatidae.
AUGGCUACAGAGGUGGAAAUCAACCCCUUUAGACCCGGUGGUGAACUCUCUAAAGAAGUAGAUGACAUCCUGAAAAAUUCCUAUAUCUCAAGGGAUACAAUAAUUAUAAAUGAUCCUGCUUUACGCCGUGCUAAUGGGAAUCCUACAUCUGUGGACGGUGUCGUACCAAAUAAUAUCCACAUUAAAAGCGGUGACUCAUCGUUUAAAUCCCAGGCUUCCAACGGUCCUAAUAUUGCGGACAUUUCUUCACACUCAUCCGGUCCAGUAACCUUCCAACAACAUUUCAGUCUGAGCAAGUUGAACAUGUUAAUAUUAAAAGAAGUCGAAAACCUACCAAGUGUUGCGUUCUCCAGUAAGACUAGUGUGCACAGAGUAAAAGAUAUAAUUGACAAUCGGAAAAAGUAA